AGGCAGAAAGGAGAAGGAGGGAGAUAAGAUACGUGUCUUCAGAUAUCUUCUGCUCAUUGACUGUCUCACAAUGAAAGCUGAGGAAGCUGAACUCUGCUUCCCACAACUCAUCAACACCUCAUGCAAGAAACGUGUGGGAUCUAACUCUGAGGCCCUUCUAAUUUAUAUUUUACUGUCCUGCAUCUCUCUGCUCACUGUGAUUCUCAACCUGCUGGUCAUCAUCUCCAUCUCCCACUUCAGGCAGCUCCACACUCCCACCAACCUCCUCCUUCUCUCUCUGGCUGUUUCUGAUUUCCUUGUUGGUCUUCUAGUGAUGCCAUUUCAGAUCCUUUUAGCAGAACCGUGUUGGCUGCUAGGUGACCUUAUGUGUGCUUUGUUUUUUUUGGUAGCAUUUAUCACACUUUGUUCAUCUGUAGUAAACAUGGUGCUGAUAUCAGUCGACCGUUAUGUGGCCAUCUGUGACCCUCUGCGUUACUCCACCAAAGUCACUGAAAACAGAAUUAAACUCUGUGUCCUGCUAUCUUGGCUUUAUUGUGUUUUCUACAGCUUCACUAUUUUAUUCGACAACCUAAAACAGCCAGGCAGGUUUAUCUCCUGCUAUGGUGAAUGUGUGAUUAAUGUCAUUGGAGCUGUCGACCUUGUUCUAAGCUUCAUCAUCCCCAUCUCAGCCAUCAUCGUUCUGUAUGUGAGGGUGUUUGUGGUGGCUGUGUCUCAGGCUCGUUCCAUGCGCUCCCAUGUUGCAGCUGUUAAACUGCAGCGUUCACUGACUGUGACUGUUCAGAGGUCAGAGCUGAAAGCAGCCAGGACUCUGGGUGUAGUAGUUGCUGUAUUCCUCAUGUGCUCUUGUCCAUAUUAUGGUGUGUCUCUCUCUGGUUAUGAGCUCACAAUGGCUUCUUCAACUAACAUUUUCAUGAAUCUUCUUUCAUUAUUAAACUCCUGCUUGAACCCUAUGAUUUAUGUGUUUUUAUAUCCCUGGUUCAGAAAAUCUGUCAAACUCAUUGUCACUUUUAAAAUAUUGCAGCCUCGCUCCUCUCAGGCCAACAUCCUGUAG
Molecule: messenger RNA, 1051 nt
Organism: Betta splendens (Siamese fighting fish)
Lineage: Eukaryota; Metazoa; Chordata; Actinopteri; Anabantiformes; Osphronemidae
Product: trace amine-associated receptor 1-like
Exons: 2
Coding region: 71-1051 (326 amino acids)
Biological process (GO): G protein-coupled receptor signaling pathway
Cellular component (GO): membrane
Molecular function (GO): trace-amine receptor activity
Source: RefSeq, a predicted model, not a curated record